AGAUCUUUGUGCUUGCUAGCAAGCCAAAAACUUCAUCAUGGGAACCGGAAAGAAGGAAGCCGCCCGGCGCGUGCGCCAGGGCAAGACUGGAGAUGGGAUGGGAAAUGUUCGCGUCAAGGGCGAGAACUUCUAUCGCGAUGCGAAGAAGGUGAAGCUCGCGAACAUGUACAAGGAUGGCAAGGCUCAGAGAGACGCGGACGGGAAAAUCACAAAGGCUGCGAGCUUCCAGUCAAGAGACAUCCCCAACGCCCGAAUCGAGCCAAACCGCAAGUGGUUCACCAACACUCGCGUCGUCUCCCAGGACACUCUCACAGCCUUCCGCGAGGCCAUGGCUGAAAAGGCCAAGGACCCUUACCAGGUUCUGCUCAAGUCAAAUAAGCUUCCCAUGAGUCUCAUCCACGACGGAGGCAAGGACAACAACACCACCAAUGGCAUCAAGCAGCACAAGGCCAAGAUGACGAUUGAGACGUCGCCGUUUGCGGGUGUCUUUGGCCCCAAGGCCCAGCGCAAGCGUGUCAAGCUUUCUGUCAGCACUGUUGAUGACCUUGCUGAUGACACCGAGAAGAGCAUGGAGACUUAUGAAGAGCGCCUGGAGCACAACAGGCUUCUGAGUGGAAAUGGCGAGGAGCCCGAGUCACUUACUAUGGCUAUCGAACCUGUGUUUGAUAAGGGCCAGAGUAAGCGUAUUUGGAACGAGCUCUACAAGGUCAUUGACUCUUCGGAUGUGGUCAUUCACGUUCUUGACGCCAGAGAUCCUAUUGGAACUCGAUGCAAGAGUGUUGAGAAGUACCUCAAGGAAGAGGCACCUCACAAGCACCUCAUCUUUGUCCUCAACAAGUGUGACUUGGUUCCCACAAGCGUUGCUGCCGCCUGGGUACGAGCUCUCUCCAAAGAGGUUCCCACGCUUGCUUUCCACGCAAGCAUCAACAACUCGUUCGGAAAAGGAUCUUUGAUCCAGCUACUGAGACAGUUCUCUGCUCUUCACACGGACAGGAAACAGAUUUCUGUCGGUCUGAUUGGUGGCCCCAACACGGGAAAGUCUUCCAUCAUCAACACUCUGUCCAAGAAGAAAGUCUGCACCGUGGCCCCUAUUCCUGGUGAGACUAAGGUGUGGCAAUACGUAAGCUUAAUGAAGCGUAUCUACCUUAUCGACUGCCCCGGUAUUGUGCCUCCCUCUGGCACUGAUACGCCAACCGAUCUCGUCCUACGAGGCGUGGCGCGUGUCGAAAAGGUGGAGCACCCAGCGCAAUACAUCGAUGCUCUACUGAGCCGUGUCAAGCAAAACCAUAUGGAGAAGACAUAUGACAUCAGGGGAUGGCGAAACGGAACAGAGCUUCUUGAGCUACUUGCUCGGAAAGGAGGCCGUCUACUCCGCGGAGGAGAGCCUGACCUGGAUGGCGUAGCGAAAAUGGUGCUAAACGAUUUCAUGAGGGGCAGAAUCCCCUGGUUCACCCCAGCUCCUAAACUGAGUGAAGAGGAUGAGGAAGAGGGAAGUGGCAAUGUCAAUGGCCGCCGCGGCAAACUGGGUGAGAUGCCCCGGAAGCGACCCGCUUCCGAGACAUUGGAUGACGCUGAAGAAGCCAACGCCGAAGUCCCCGGAAAGGAAGCUGACGGGGACGAGUCCUCGGACAGUGAGUUUGAGGGGUUGGGCAGCGACACUGAAGAGGCCUUGUCAAGAAAACCUUCUUUUGGUGCUACCAGUGGAGCUCAAAGCGAUGCUGAGAGCAACUCUGACGAUGUCUUGUCCGUUAACGACCUGAGCGAUGACGAAGCUUCCAAGGAAGCUACUCCCGUUACCCAAAUCUCAUCUGACAAGCCUGGUCGCUCCAACAAGCGACAGCGUCGUUGAACAAGAGACAGGAGAUGCAACUUCAUUGAAACCGCCUUUGAGAAUAGCAGUUUGGAAUCUCAAACAAAUUCGAAUGAUGCAAUAAGCACGCUAUUCUUAGAAGAGACUGUCUAUACCCUUGCUCCAUCUUUGCGGCAUAUGGGCUCCAUUGCGAGAAAAAACAUUGUCCUGGCAUCAAGAACACCAUUAGCCGCGAUAAGCUGUUAGCUAAGAUCAGCACAUUUUAGGAUAUGUCGCCUAGGCCUUGCAAAAAGGCCCGCGAUAUCCGAGCUGGCAAUGUUCUGAACAAACAAGCAUUGACCAGUUUAAAGCAAUCGAUCACACACCAAUCGCGAUGUCAGUUUGCGUGCGGUGUAUUCUAAGUGGCCCUGCCUGCCAUGUGGAUUGAAGGAGCUUUGUACAGAAACGGAAAGCUCUAGAUGGAUGCCAGAGUGCAGGGAUCUAUGCAGUGUGUGCUCCUUGGAGACGUCAUUGGGAUGUGCCAAGCUUUGGUGAAGCAACCCUUUACAGCUUUGCGAAGAGGCUUGGAGGAUUCGAUCCGUGAGCUGUGUUCCGUGAUCGCUCUAAGCAGCUAGGUCGGUCCCCGAGCUCAUCGUCUUGUCCAAAUCGGCUACUCAUGAUGAGAGAAACGCCGGAGUCGAGAUGGCCCCGCAAGAACGCGCUGAUCAAUCACGAUCACGAUCGCUCGGAUGGGCAGGAAAGUAAAUAGGCAUCUUUCAGCAUCAAGGUCACAACUGUCUGACACGGCGGACCUGACUUAGACAAGUCGAAAUAAUACCCACCAAUGAAUUAAUGUUACCAACUUG
Messenger RNA from Trichoderma atroviride IMI 206040, 2655 nucleotides. RefSeq lists its product as uncharacterized. The record is from RefSeq and is a predicted model, not a curated record. NCBI's taxonomy places the organism in Eukaryota, Fungi, Ascomycota, Sordariomycetes, Hypocreales, Hypocreaceae. Gene Ontology annotation, molecular function: GTP binding. Gene Ontology annotation, cellular component: nucleolus.